UCCCAAUUGCAUAAUAAGUCUAAAAGCUUUGAAAAAUCAAUUCACCAACUCCCUCUCUCCUAUAUAUCAACUUCCUACCCAACGCUUGAUCAUAAAAUAAGAACCAUUUUCUCCCUAAAAUCAAAAUUAAACCACAAAAAAAUAGAAAUGAGUCUUCCUCUAAUAAUUACCGUCUCAAUCAUCGCCAUCUUCUUAGCGAACACGCUUUACCAACGGCUAAGGUUCAAGCUCCCGCCAGGUCCACGAGCAUGGCCGGUGGUAGGGAACCUUUACGACAUAAAGCCUGUUAGGUUCCGGUGUUAUACGGAAUGGGCGCAGGCAUACGGUCCGAUUAUAUCAGUUUGGUUUGGUUCGACUUUGAACGUGAUCGUGUCGAAUUCGGAACUGGCUAGGGAAGUUUUAAAAGAACACGAUCAACAGUUGGCUGAUAGGCAUAGGAGCAGAUCAGCAGCAAAGUUUAGCAGAGAUGGACAGGACCUUAUUUGGGCUGAUUAUGGCCCUCAUUAUGUUAAGGUAAGGAAAGUGUGCACGCUGGAGCUUUUCUCUCCAAAGAGGCUUGAGGCUCUGAGACCUAUCAGAGAAGAUGAGGUGACUGCCAUGGUUGAAUCCAUCUUCAUCGACUGCACCAACCCUGAAAGCAAGGGUAAAAGUUUGCUAGUAAGGAAAUACUUGGGAGCGGUAGCAUUCAACAACAUAACAAGGCUAGCUUUUGGGAAGCGUUUUGUGAACUCUGAGGGCAUAAUGGACGAGCAAGGCCAAGAAUUCAAGGCCAUUGUGGCAAAUGGGCUUAAGCUUGGUGCAUCACUUGCCAUGGCUGAACACAUUCCAUGGCUUCGUUGGAUGUUUCCAUUGGAAGAGGAGUCAUUCGCCAAGCAUGGGGCACGGAGGGACCGUCUCACUAGGGCUAUCAUGGAAGAGCACACCCUUGCCCGCCAGAAGAGCGGCGGUGUCAAGCAGCAUUUUGUUGAUGCCUUGCUUACAUUGCAAGACAAGUAUGACCUUAGCGAGGACACUAUUAUUGGACUUCUUUGGGACAUGAUCACUGCAGGCAUGGACACAACAGCAAUCUCGGUCGAGUGGGCAAUGGCCGAGCUAAUUAGGAGUCCAAGAGUACAGCAAAAGGCACAAGAGGAGCUAGAUCGUGUGAUUGGAUUCGGACGGGUGAUGUCUGAAACUGAUUUCUCAAGUCUGCCUUACCUUCAAAGCGUAGCCAAGGAGGCACUAAGAUUGCAUCCACCAACUCCUCUAAUGCUGCCCCACCGUGCCAAUGCCAAUGUGAAAAUUGGUGGCUAUGACAUCCCCAAGGGAUCAAAUGUGCACGUUAACGUAUGGGCAGUAGCCCGUGAUCCGGCUGUGUGGAAGGACCCUGAAGAGUUCCGGCCAGAACGAUUCCUGGAGGAGGACGUGGAUAUGAAGGGUCAUGAUUUUCGAUUACUUCCAUUUGGUGCAGGGAGGAGGGUAUGUCCCGGUGCACAACUUGGGAUCAAUCUGGUCACAUCCAUGCUGGGUCACUUAUUGCACCAUUUUACUUGGACACCAGCCGAGGGAGUCAAGCCUGAGGAAAUUGACAUGUUUGAAAAUCCUGGACUGGUUGCUUACAUGCGGGCUCCAUUGCAGGCUAUGGCCAAUCCUAGGCUGCCUUCCCAUCUGUACUCACGUGUGGCUGUUGAUAUCUAAGUUUUCUCCUCAAUUUCUUCAUCUUGUUGUCCUUAAUAUGUUGGAUUUUGAACUCUUUUUACCAGUUCGGUUGUAUUAUCAAUUAUGUCUCGAGUGAUCUGUGAUUGGUUGGAUGAAGAGGACCAAAUAAAAACGCAACGACAUAAUCUUUUCACCCAAUCACAGAAUGCCAUAUUGUCUUUAUAUUUUUUACAAAAGAGAUGAUAGUACAGAGGAUAGGAGAUACUAAAAUUUGAAUCAAUACAAUACUUAUUGGAAGCUAUUUUUUAAAAAUAA
This is a messenger RNA of Durio zibethinus, 1953 nucleotides long. It is a transcript of the gene CYP98A3, whose product is annotated as cytochrome P450, family 98, subfamily A, polypeptide 3. Lineage: Eukaryota; Viridiplantae; Streptophyta; Magnoliopsida; Malvales; Malvaceae. Gene Ontology annotation, molecular function: monooxygenase activity; iron ion binding; heme binding. The record is from RefSeq and is a predicted model, not a curated record.